AUGAACGUCCCUCAACUUCUUUCAUUCUUCCGUAAGGGAACCUAUUUCGAUUUGUUACGAGUUCUCUUAUACUUUAUGAAUACCUCCGGCGGAACCAUCGCAUGCAGCAUUCGAAAUAUCGCCUUUAAUUGUUUCACCAAAUUAGCCUACAGGAACAAGCACCUCACACGAGUUAUAAACAGACGGCUAAGCAAAAUGGCAGACGAGGAAGAGAGAGCCCUUGCAGCCGCCGGGAAGGACGAGAACGGCGACUCAAUUUUUGGAAAAAUCGCAAGAAAGGAAGUAAAGGUGGACCUCGUGUACGAAGACGACAAGGUCCUCGCCUUUAACGACAUAAACCCGCAGGCACCCGUGCACAUCCUCGUGAUCCCCAAAAUGAGGGACGGACUCACCAGGCUCAGCAAGGCGGAGGAGAGGCACAAAGACAUCCUGGGCCACAUGAUGUGGGCGGUCUCCGAAAUUGUGAGGAAGAACAACUUGGGUGACUUCCGCCUGGUCGUGAACAACGGGCCCGAGGCUUGCCAGUCCGUGUACUACCUGCAUCUGCAUAUCCUGGCCAAGAGGCAAAUGAGGUGGCCCCCCGGAUGA
Messenger RNA from Plasmodium coatneyi, 588 nucleotides. RefSeq names its product PK8_1820w PK8_1820w Protein kinase c inhibitor-like protein. The record is from RefSeq and is a predicted model, not a curated record. The transcript has 6 exons. NCBI's taxonomy places the organism in Eukaryota, Apicomplexa, Aconoidasida, Haemosporida, Plasmodiidae. Gene Ontology annotation, cellular component: cytoplasm. Gene Ontology annotation, molecular function: hydrolase activity. The coding region runs from base 1 to 588 and encodes 195 amino acids.